AUUAGUCAUCGCUCCAGACCAGUGGGUGGUGGUAAUACACAAAAAGUCGUUUGUCAAACGCCAUUAAAAACCGAGUAAGAAGAAGCGGCGGCGGCGGCAGCAGCAGCCUUGUGACGGGCCUUUAUUGACUUUUACAUUUAGACUUUAAAUCUUUCAGGAAUAUACUCAUUAUGCCAACAAUUAAGCUGCAGAGCUCCGACGGAGAGAUGUUUGAAGUGGAUGUUGAAAUCGCCAAACAAUCUGUCACUAUAAAAACAAUGUUGGAAGAUUUAGGCAUGGAUGAUGAAGGGGAUGAUGAUCCUGUUCCUCUCCCAAAUGUCAAUGCAGCCAUUCUCAAAAAGGUAAUUCAGUGGUGCACACAUCACAAAGAUGAUCCCCCACCUCCUGAGGAUGAUGAGAACAAAGAGAAAAGGACUGAUGACAUCCCUGUGUGGGAUCAGGAGUUUCUCAAAGUGGACCAGGGCACACUUUUUGAGCUCAUUCUGGCUGCAAACUAUUUGGACAUCAAAGGAUUACUAGAUGUCACCUGCAAAACAGUUGCAAAUAUGAUUAAAGGAAAAACACCAGAAGAAAUCAGGAAGACGUUCAAUAUUAAAAAUGACUUCACAGAGGAAGAGGAAGCUCAGGUACGCAAGGAGAACCAGUGGUGUGAAGAAAAAUAAAGUUCAUCCAGAUAAUAUCACACUGUAUGGAUUAUUCCCAAAACACAUUUACUGGUUGCACUGCAUUAUUCAUAUUUGCUGAUAUUUACAAAUAGAUCAGUAGAAUUAGACCUCUUGUGUAUUGAUAGCAUGAUCCUCCUCAUUGCUUGUUUAGUGUAAAAGAAUAUAAUUUAAGUGGUAUCUGUUUUUAUUAUUCUUUGUAUAUUCAGCAGAAAUAAAUAGUAUAUUCACCUGUCCCAAUUAGAUGAAGUUUACUUUUAUUUUAUCAUUAUUUCUUAUAUCAUCAGGAAACCAAGUUAAAUUUUGACCGUUUUUCAGCCAGAUAAUUUUUUUGCAAUGUAGAUAUAUUUACCUAGGCUUCUCAUAACUCCUUAGUUUCUAUUCUUCUAACAAAGCAUAUACUUAUCAUUUAGUUCAAAAAUAAAACCUACAAAAUGUA
Messenger RNA from Tachysurus fulvidraco (yellow catfish), 1101 nucleotides. RefSeq names its product S-phase kinase-associated protein 1 (gene skp1). Gene Ontology annotation, molecular function: cullin family protein binding. Gene Ontology annotation, biological process: SCF-dependent proteasomal ubiquitin-dependent protein catabolic process. Gene Ontology annotation, cellular component: cytoplasm; nucleus. The transcript is spliced from 6 exons. Lineage: Eukaryota; Metazoa; Chordata; Actinopteri; Siluriformes; Bagridae. The record is from RefSeq and is a predicted model, not a curated record. Bases 171 to 662 code for a protein of 163 amino acids.